GGGGCCCAAACUUUAAAAAAAAGACAUUUUUUAUUUUACAAUUUGCUAUUGUGAUUUGCACCUCAGAGCCUCCAUAUUCUUCUGCUACAGUGUCAUGAUUUGCAGUUUUGACUCACCAUAUGGAUUUUUCCUUUACAUUUUAUCUGUUUAUUUUCUUUUCCUGGACCAUUGUCAACAUCGCAGGUAAUAACUAUACUCCCAGUAGGUGGCAGUAAAGCAACACUUAGUGCACCAGCUGCAGGUGAAUCCCACCGAAGAAGACCUCCGCUCCCAGGAAGCAUGGCGGCUGUUGUGUAUCCGUUGGUGUCCCUGCCCUGUGGGAUCUGGAGGUAGCGGCGGUGUCAUCGCGGCGCUGUAUCCGAUAGGCAGUAGCAGAGUAACGGCUUGGAGGAGAGAGGCGUCGGUUUGCUCGAGAAUCCGACUAUGGACGACAACCUGGCUCGGAGGCGGAGGGUGUCUGCUGCCGCCGAGCUUGGAGCUAACGCUAGCCUGAAAGAUGGCGAGGCAAUCGAUGUGUACCCAGCCAGAGAAAGUCAUCCCGGUCCGGGCAGAGUGGGUGCUGCUGCCGCGGCGGCUGCUUGGGGGAUGGAGAGGAGGAACUCGGUACCGCCAGGGAGUCACCAGAGACAUAUGCCCAUGGAGCCCCUCAAGAUGACUAUACCGAGGAAAAAUAAGGAAAAGAAAGCUCUGUUCCAUUAUGUCUCCACUGAGUCCAGGGAGUAUGAAGACAUGAUGACCAUCCUGAAUGCCAGCUACCUCGACACCAGCUCUGCUGGCUGCUUCACCUACUGUAAACCUCGGCUUGUCCAAAGUGAGCUGCUGGAGAAAGAGUUUGUAGAGAAGAGGAGGGAGAUGAAGUCAGAGGGGAGGACAGAAAAGGAGCUGGAGGAGAGCUACUGUUUCCUGCUGGCUGAUAAUUUUAAGCUGCCCUGGCUCUGUGAGAAGGGGCUGCUCGUGGGUCAGAGCAGGAUUACAGUGCUGGGAAACCCCAAUAAAGGCGUGUAUCUGUCCAGGUACUCCGACCUGCUCCAGGUGAACUCCUUCACACCUGGUGCCACUGGGGAGAUCCUCAUCUUCAAAGUGAUGAAGGGGAAAGUAAAGAGUAUGUACGAAAACAUGAAGAACCUUCAAGAUCCAACACCUCGCUUUGACAGCCACAUCUCCAAAAACGCCAGCAAGGUCACCUCGCUCACCUCCUACCGCGCCUUCGAUCUCACACAGCAUUAUUUCUACGAGUACACAUUUGAUGAGCUGCGUCAGCGGCCUCGCCAGGUCUGUCCAUACGCUGUUCUCUCCUUCCAGUUUAAAGGAAAAGACUCUGCACUUACCAGCAAACCUCUGGCCCCAAUCAGGUUGAACAGCCAAUCAGCAGAGGGGAGGAAAGAGCCUGCUCAGUUCACAGUUUGGACUGGAGAUUUGGUGAAAGGUGACACCGUUCUCUACCAGAUCUCCCUUCGCUCCUUCUCUCCUCCCUUCCUGCCCCACAAAUUACCAGAGAAGCUGGAAAUUGGUUGGUUGAUGAGGCUUAACCAGGUGACCAAGAUGCUCCCUGCAGAACUGUUCUCCUACAACCUCUACAACAGCAGCCAAGAAGUUAUGAAUGACAACCACUUCUGCAGUCUCCUGGAGGUGACAGAUAGAAAUCGGGCCACGACCAGCGUAACAGGUCUGCUGCAGGACCUGGAGAUAAACAGAGUGGUUCUGGUGACUCCACUCACAGAGAGAGGCUUUCUCAUCCUGCUAUCCAGCGUUCAGAUGGCCACACCCACAGAGAGAGGAGAGAGCUGGAAGAGGUGUCUUCAGGCUUUGUUUGUCUUCCCACAAUCCAGAGAUGUGACCAAGUCCACAACGCAUGCUCCUUCUUCCCAUGAUGCCUCUGAGUCAUUGAUGUCUGCUGGGAAGGUGAUGCCACGGCUGACCCAGUUCAUCCCCGCCUUGCAUCAUGCUCUAGUCAAGGCCCGCGCCAACCCCCCACCUCAGCUGUCUACUGGCGUCGAGCACCAGGCACGGGAAUACCUCAUCGGCCUGACCGAGGGCAAGGUUCGACAGUACCCCAUGGGCAACUAUGAAUCCAACUUGGAUGAGGAAGGAAAGCUGUUUCCUCCUCCCAAACACCACAGAGUGAACAUGGAUAGCUAUCUGAACUCCUACCUGUACAACCCUGCCCUCUACCUGCUGUCAGUGGCCCGGGUCAGUGCGAUGGUGGAGGCGUACUGUGGCCCUGAGGAGCCGCUGGAAGUGAAGAUCGGGAGGAGCUGUGGAGGUUGGAGAGAGGUGACGGAGAAGGAGGCGACCAGCAACAGAAGGGACGGACAGACCAACACUCAAAAGAUCCAGCAGCUGAUCGACCUGGUCCAGACCUGUAAGAGAAAUGCAGAAAACGAGAUAAACAUGGAGGAAGGAGGAGGAGGAGGAGUGGGGAUAUCAUCCGGGAGGAAGAGGCGACUGGAGCAGGAGACGGCAGUGAGGGCGAUUAAGUUCCUAAAGGCAUCACAGGAACCGGGGAGACACAGCAAGAUUCCAGUUGAUGGGAACCAAGUCCCUGCCUCUCCUGGCUCUCUUGCGUCUGUGAUUAGCUUAAUUGGUCUGAGGGAUGUUGAUCUAAGGGAAGAUGGAUCUGAACUAGCUGCCAAACUUCUCAGCCUGCUGACAGCUCUCAUACAGACUGCAAGGGAGACAGCAACUCAAGAGGAGGUUCAGAAGGAAUCCUUUCCAUUUGAUAAGAUAGCCACCAAGCUGGGUCUGCCCACCAACUGUGACAUCGACCUGAGGAAGCAUGAUGACUUAGAGGAGCAGAUGGCGGGAAGCGUCAGUAGUUUGGAGGGAUUCAGUCCCGGCUCCCACAGCGGAGAGAUGAAUCACCACGGAGCAGCAGGUAGAGGAGGAGGAGGCGGAGGCCUGGGGAGGAGAGCUCCAGGAUACGAAGAGGAGGAGGAACAAUGGGCGAUCCCGUGGGUCCUCAUACCCAUCACAGGUCUGUGUUCAGAGCGCUACACCCAGAGAGACAGAAACAUCCCUCAGGACCCUCGCUUCCAGCACCUCACGGCACCGAGCAUCACCACAACAACCAAACCCUCCGGGAUGAACCCCACCCCGUCUCCUGAGCCCAGCCUUCCUCUCUUCCCCUUCCUGUCCUCAUCCCCGGAGCCCAGCCCCCCUGCUUUCCCCUCCCAGUGCCCAUCGCCAGACCCCAGCCCUCCCCCUUCACCUUCACAGUGCCCGUCUCCAGAGCCCAGUCCCCCCGCUUCUCCAUCACAGUGCCCGUCUCCAGAGCCCAGCCCUCUGCCCUCUCCCUCCCAGUGCCCGUCUCCACAGCCCAGCCCUUCCACAUCUCCUUCCCAAUACUUGUCCCCUAAGCUCAGCCAUCCCCCAUCCCCCUCCCGGUGCCAGCCCCCAGAGCCUGAUGAGCUCAGCUCAUUUAAGAAGGACCACAGUGGUGCUAAUGAGGAGCUGUUAGCCACUGCAGCCUCCAGGGAGUUCACAGGAGUAUCCCAGGAUAGAGAAGAGAAACCUCAGGGGAAAGAAAAGAAGAAUGAAGAGCCGCCCAUCUCUGCAUCCACCCAGCCAUCUAUCCCUCCAGCUCCAGAGAGGAGGACACAACACUCUUUACCACCCACUGAACAGGAGAAGGAAGAUGAUGAGGUGGAGUUAAUGGAGGUAGAGGUAUCACCUUUAGAAAAGGAAGAAGAGACUCGGCCAGUUGAGAAACUGCAAAUAGAAGAGGAAGCAGAGGUGGUUGAAAUGAUUCAUGUGGUAGGUAGUGAUGAGGAGCAAAAGGGAGAAGCAGAGGAACUGUUGGGUAGCUCUUUGUUUUCCGUCACCUCGCCUCGUCCGUGUCCUCUCAGACACAUCGACAGCAUCGUGGACAAACAUCUGGGCGACUUCUCCUCAGAGAUGCAGGACGUUCUGCAGGAGGAGAGUGUUCAUUACAGCUUCCCACAGUCCCCACACUCCACUUCAAACAUAGACACAGCAGCAGUCCAACACACACUCCCACGCACACCCCUAUCUCAGUUCUCACAGUAUGUUUCUUUCUACAACCCCUGCCCCCCUGUCCAGGACUACGUUGACUCACUACAGGACAGCAUUAACAGCAUGCUAACAGAGCUUGGGGACAGCUGGCCGAGCCACAAGCCUGCCCCAAGCAGGACUAAUGUUGAUGCCGCUUUGGCAAACACAGUCAGUGCUUUUGUGUCCAGCAUCCGGGCAGCUAAUUUAAAAACAGGCAUAGAUGAUAGUGACGGUGAAGUGACAGCUGCUGAUGUCAGUCAAACUCCUGCACUCUCAAGAGAAGAACAAGUAUGGCAGCCACAUUCAAUCAACAAACCAAAUCCUACAGACAGCAGGAAUCCCCCAAAUUCACACGUCACUUUAUCUGUUACUACCUCUGCGCCUGGUUCGCUCUACAAGCCUACCAACGCUGCUGUCCUCCAUUCUCCUCUCGACAUGUCCCCACAGUCCAACUGGAAUCCACAGCAAAGUUGCACUUUAGAACUUGGCAGAACAGUCACUCCUAACACUAGAAAAACACAAGACGAUUGCCUAAUCAGGACUGUACAUUUUACCCCUGGAGCAGACGGUGGCAGUAGUGUUUCAGGUACUGUUGAGGUGACUUUGCCAGGAUUCAGUGAUCUAUCGAAACCCUCAUCGGAAGCAUCACUCACGACUGAGCCAGUCUCCAGUUCGGCCUCUGUGUCGGUCAACACUCCCGUCUCGGCUCCGGCUGCAGACCUGAGCUCCCUGAUCAGCCAGCUGCAGCCAGAGGUGUUCAACAACCUGGUGGAGAUAAUAAAAGACGUGAAGAGAAACUCCCUGCAGUUCUACCUCCACAGCGCUGAGCGAGAGGACCGGGUCCAUGAAGACAUCAAGGAACACUUGUUGAAGCAGGGUAACGUGGAGCAGAGUCCUGUCACCUUCCUGAACCAAGAAAACUCUGACAGCAGACUGCUGGUCAUCAUUAAGAACAAAGACAUCGCUGGACACUUACACAAGAUUCCAGGUCUGGUGUCUCUGAAGCGACACCCGUCCGUGGUGUUUGUGGGAAUCGACACACUAGACGACAUCAGGAACAACAGCUACAACGAGCUCUUUGUUUCUGGAGGCUGCAUCGUUUCAGACGAGUUAGUCCUCAAUCCAGACUUCAUGAGUCAUGACCGACUGACUUCCCUGCUGAGGAUCCUGGAGCAGCACAGUUCUCCUGAGAGUUUGUGGAGGUGGAAGAUUCACCACAAAACCCACAAGAAGUUAAAAGAACAAUCCAGGUUCAGAAGAGAUGCAGCCAACCUGCUGGACAUCCUCUCGGCCUAUCAGAAACGGCAGAUCGUUGAGUUUCUCCCGUAUCAUCACUGCGACACCACCCAUCAGUCGCCAGACCUCAACUGUCUCAUGGAGCUCCAGGCCCGAUACACACAGUACCGACACACAGUCCUCCUGACUGAGCAAUUUGAGAAGUUCCCAGCCUACUCCAGUAGCGGAAUCAUCGUGGCCACUAUCGAAGAAAUCCUGCACGACUUCACCAGACUGGUCGGUUACCAUCAAGGCAACAAGAGCAGCCAGCCAAUCAUGGAUGACAUUCUGGCUUCCAAAGGUCUCGGCAGACAACUGAGUCACAGUGACUCUGUGUCUGAACACUCUCCCUCCAUCUUCCCAGAACACAUCCAUCCCCUCUCAUCCCGUGACCAGCCCCAACAUCUCCUCCAUCAGUCCGGCUCUGGCCUCCCCCCCCUCUCCCAUCUCUCUGACCAGCUCGUACCUGACACCUCCUGUAAGGACGGUGGUCCGCAGCCUUCAGGCAAAGACUUAGAGGACCUUCGAUUGGCCAUCUCACAGUUACGGGCUGAACGUCAGGCGCAGAUGCAGCAGCAGCAGCAGUUUGACUCCCAGGCGGAGUUGAGCAUCAACCCCCUCAAAAGCUUCCUUCCGAAUCCCGUUAGUACAAGUAGCCGUCACACCACUCCUCCUCUACGUCCCACAGAGUCGGCCCCGCUUAAUCCUGGCAAGAAAGCAGUGGCAGCCACUCUGGAGUUUAUUCACUCGGCACUGCAGACGGAGCUGGAGGAUGAGCUGAGGGAGACAGAAGCAGAGGGAUGGAGGUCUAGAGAAAGACGAGAGCAGAGAGAUGGUACUCCAGUAAGAAAAGUGGGGUCAGUCGGAGGAAACCUGGGUCCCAGUAACAGCGACACAUCUAUCACUUCUUCCCAUCCAAACACAGCUGCAGUGACAGAGCCAAGUAACCAGACAGAUGCAACCAGUGACAGGAGAGAGAAAGCAGAUCAACACGGGGCAGCCUACAGCUCCAACUCUUGCCCUGCAGAGGGCGAUACAUCGAGAGACACACAGCUGGGCCCGGACCAGCCAGUAAGAGAAGAAGCAGCACCAUGUGGCAACAGCACUUUGGGAACUGCCAUUGGCACCAAGGUAACAGGAAGUAUCACCACUGUAACAGACCAGAAAGACAAUCCAAAUCCUGCUGUGCCCCGUGUACUGCAGAUCCAACUGCCCCAACAGCAUCGGCAGAACCUGAACCACCACCAGCAACAUCUCCAGCAGAGUCAUUUGCACCUACAACAACCACCUCACAGCCAGCAGAGGGGUGCUAACCUCCUGCAGCCUCCCCACCUGCCUCAUCUCCACAACCAGCAUUUCUCCCACAGCCCUUUGCUGGGACCCCUGACCACCCUGGGAGGUGGCCUCUUGGGGCCCACGCCUGUCUGGCCAGGGGCCAUGGGCCCCACCCGUGCUGCUGCCCUGGUCUGGGGCUUCCCAGGGGGCAGGGACUUCACUGGUUCCAGACUGAUGGGGGGGUACCACAACCCUGCAGGCCAGGGCAGCAACAUGUACAGAGGGGGGCAAAGAGGAGGAGGCUUUAAUGGGAUGUAGCGAGCCAGUUUAACUCCACCAGCUGACCAAACAGUGGUUCACUCAGCAGGUUAAAGAGGGGGAAGAAAACCCAAAACUAGCACUCUGUUAUCAUGGAAGAGGCUGAAACAUGCAUCUCACAAAACAGAAAGAGGGAAGGAGUGACGAUGCUCUGUGUGCAGCUCCCAUCGUUCAUUAUUUAUCAGCACAGCCCUGAUCAGCACUGACACAUAUCAUAGUCACAGAUGGUUGUCUCAAAGAAUCUGGGUGCUUCAGUCCAUCAGGUUCAUGAAAUUGGUUACAGAAAGAACAUUGAAAAUACAGACUCUAUCCUAUCGUAACGGUAGAGAUUAAAGAAAUGUCAGCAGAGAUGGCUGCUGGGAUCAAAGCAGGGACGAAGUGAAAUAGUGAGAUCCUAUCAGGCAGUUAUUGAGGAUCAGAACAUUUUUUUACUGACAGCCGCUGUGACGGCUGGAAGUUACGUAACUGCAGGAGUCUUAAACCAGCCUGACGAGUAUGUCUUUGCACGUUAAAAGUAUUUUUCUUGUAGUUUGUUUUACGGCUGUCGCUUUUUGUUCGAAACUGCUGUCCACUCGUGGGGAAAGGCUGAAUAUUUUUCUUUAAUGUAUUGUUCUGUGACACAAAAUAAUCCUGUUAUGAUUUCACAAAUCCUAAGGAAAUCUAUUUGUCAUCUUUGAUACAAAUAUUGGUCCAAAUGAUUUUUUUUUUUUUUUUUUUCUUCACAGAAAUGGAAAGAUUUUUUUUGCCCAGGCUGGAAAUUUGUAUUGACUUUACUCGAAGGAACCUUUCUCAUUUCUGUCAAAUGCUGUCUUUGUUUCUCUACACUCUCCUGACUCAAUUUAUGUUUUCAAUAUUCUUUCUGUAACCAGUUAAAGUAAUCUCUUUGCAACUGAAAUGUUGGAAGUCCAGGAGAAGGAGAUCCAGGUCUUUGAGAUGUGGUGUGACAAAUCCUGGAUCGGAUUUAGUGAUGUUCCCGUUCACAAGGUCAUCAUUCAUACAUCAGACACAUAAACUCUGUCUCUCUUUUAUUGAAACUAUGUAGAUAAAAGUACCAUCUUGAUUUAAUUAAAUGCUCGUAAAAAAAAAAAAAAACAGUCCCUCUGUAGUAGCUGUGAUGCACCUUCUCACGCAGCAGAAAUCAGGUGCUGUAGCAUUUGCUUACAAUAAAAACCUGCAGCUUGUUGGAUCUCAGAGAAGAAACCAACCUUUUGUUUUCUGUAACCACUAACUGAACCACUGUCAGAGAAACACUGAUGGAAAAAAGCAAUAUAUCCUCAUUUUGCCUUGCGCAUAGGAGAUUCAAAGAAAAAAAGAGCAAAUAUUGACUCUGUCAUGUUUCAGAUGUUUUAUUUAAUCUUAUUGAAAAGUAUCUGACCUGAUGUGUAUGUCUCUGGAGGUGUUUUUCAGCUCUGCCUCAGAGAUCUUCUACCUGAAUGAAUGCCAUCAGGUUUAAUCGGUUGAAAGGCCUUGAGUAUGAUUGAUCUGUUCUGUUUCUGUACGCUGCUCUGAGUCAGAGCAUGGACACAAAUGUUUAAAUGCUUCUGGGUGGCUCCCAGUUCCCAGCUUUCCUGAAUGCACCACCACCACGACUGUUUUGACACUUUACAACUGUGUUUUUCUCUGGAAACUAAAAGAUGUUUUCAGGGCACAGGAGGGAACUCUGAUUUCUCUGAUUUGUUUUUCCAGCAACCUGACAUAUUUAAAGGAACCUCCUGACAAUGUUUUCUACUGUGAGAAAACAUGAACAGCCUAUCUGUUGUCUCUGUGACACCAGGAUUCACCCUGUUUCUUAAACUGAGGCUUUUGAAGAACUGUAAAAAGAAAACGAAAGAGGUGGACGGACUGCCUUAUACAUCUUCCAGUGGACUCUUUGUCUUGUAAAAAUGAUUUUUUUUGUACCGAUUGUUUGCUUUGUUACCCUGGGAGUUGUUUGUGUUUAGUUAAUGUUGUAAAUACAGUAGAACAUGACAUACUGUAACAGACUGGUUUUAACUUAAAAGUCAUUUUGUAUAUUUGUUUGUUUUUUUUGUUUUUUUUACAUCAGAGUUUUUUGUAUUAAAACUUGCCUGCAUAAACCAUAAA
Molecule: messenger RNA, 8961 nt
Organism: Acanthopagrus latus (yellowfin seabream)
Lineage: Eukaryota; Metazoa; Chordata; Actinopteri; Spariformes; Sparidae
Gene: tasora
Product: transcription activation suppressor a
Exons: 28
Coding region: 424-6879 (2151 amino acids)
Biological process (GO): protein localization to heterochromatin; negative regulation of gene expression, epigenetic
Cellular component (GO): heterochromatin; nucleoplasm
Molecular function (GO): chromatin binding
Source: RefSeq, a predicted model, not a curated record